Saprolegnia parasitica CBS 223.65 is the source of this 1872-nucleotide messenger RNA. RefSeq lists its product as hypothetical. Lineage: Eukaryota; Oomycota; Saprolegniomycetes; Saprolegniales; Saprolegniaceae. The record is from RefSeq and is a predicted model, not a curated record. The coding region runs from base 55 to 1764 and encodes 569 amino acids. The transcript has 4 exons.
UAAAAAACGUCAACCCGCAUCCGAAAGUAACACUCUGGAAAGAAAGCAAGCUCGAUGGAGGCCGACGGACGAGCCGCGGUCUUCGCGGCCAAGGACGCGCCCUUCGAGCAUGAUGGCUUCCGCCGCUCGGACGCGUCGUUGCAUGACCAUCCUCAUGUUGACAGCUACGUGCCUGCCAAGAUCUGUGGGCUAAAUGAGGCCACGGAGUUUGACAAGCCGUUCAGCGGACCGCCCGACCAAGCAAUGGCCGCGGUCGACGGUACGACCGUCGAGAGCAUUGAAGUGAACGCGAGCGUCGGUAUGAUGCGUGGCUUGACGCCGUCGCCGCCGCCGAUGGAUGGCCGGGUCGACCUGACGGCGUCUGGCGACGACGCGCGGCUAGCAACGCCCGACGAACGUCCGACGACAGAUGCCCACCACAUGUCCAUGCGCAGCGACGCCAAAGUCUCGCAGCCAUCGUCGAACCUUCUUGGUCGCAAAGUGCGCAAAUUCUUCGAAGGGUUCGGCUGGUACCAGGGCUCGGUCGUCCGCCAUUGGCACUCGGAAGAGUAUGGCGAUCAGUACCACGUCGCCUACUCGGACGGCGACGCUGAGGACCUGCCCCGCGACACUCUUUUGAAGUGGCUCCUCCCCGUCACGCCGCAGCUUAGCUCCAAGCAGACGGCGAGCAUGCAACAACAGCAGCAGCCGCCGCCGCAACAACAACAGCCGCAACAACAACAGCCGCAACAACAACAACAGAAGCAGCAGCAGCAUGAGCCGCCGCCGCGCGUGCCCACACCGCCGCAUGUCCACGACCGCCAGUCCCCGUCGCCGCACCAUGGGAUGCUGCAGCCACUGCCCACCCAGCCGCGCCCCCAGUACCGCCCCCGACAAGACGAGAUGAUCGACGACGGCCGGUCCAAGUUUGCCCGCCUCGACCAGCCACAGUACAGCCCACACCACCGGUCGCCGUCGCCGUACUCACUCCCGACGCCGCCGGGGGAUCGUCCGCAGCUCAAAAAGAUCCCGAGCCUCUCGGUGCUGCCGCUGCGGCCCAACGUCGAUGGCAAUGCGUGGCGUGCCGCUGCAAACGCGUCGGCCUACCAGCUCUCGGAGGGCGACGUGCCCGAGGACGACGCCGUGUACCGGCGCAACAGCGGUGGCCCGUCGUCGUCGUUCAUGGCGCCGCCGUCGCUGCCACCAGUCGCCCAGCGCACCUCAUUUCUGACGCCGCCUCCGUCGCGCCAAGGCUACGGGUACCCCGAGCCGGCGCGGUCGUACGUGCCGUCGUCGACACCGACGUACAUCAAGACCGAAGCCCCUCGCACCGUGAGCAGCGAAGCCCACGUCACCAAGCCGGUCCCGAUUGCGGCGCUCGCAACCGAUCGGUCGGCGAUCGGGCGACUCAACUACCAUUUUCUCAGAGCCAUCAAGGACACGACCGAGGAGUACAAGUUUGGCGAAGCGUUCACGUGUGUCCUGCGCGACGAGCCGGGUUACGCCAACGGUAUGGACAUCACGCGGCUCAUGCAGUUUUGCCACAUGCGGCGGUACCCGCGCAUUAGCCUCUUUCUCAACGACGUGAUGAAGAUGCGCAACACGGUGUCAUCGACGUACCCGCAGGAUUUUGCGUUUCGGCAGCAAGCGGGCGAGUACAUUGACGUGCUCACGCGCAAGGUGCAGGAGCUCUCGCCCGUGCUCCGGCAGAUCGAAGCCAUCAUCGUCUCGGACGAGGAAAAGGCCAUGGAGUCAUACCGCCCGCCCUUUGGCCAGCACACGUAGUAGCUCACUGUUGAUAAUGAUGUACGAUGAUGAUGCUUCCCAGACGAUGCAGGGCGAAGCAGUAUCAAGUGAAAAGGCUCAAGUUGACCCGCGGUUGCGAGGCCAGAG